AUGAAAAUUACGAAAACUAACUAUGAGGAUAACCUCUGACUCAUAUUAGACUCUAUCAAAAAAGCUGAGCUGAUAGGGCUUGAUUUAGAAUUCACAGGGCUUUACCUCAACCACGACACAGGAUUUCACAAAUACGACACCUUAGAUGAGCGGUAUAGGAAAAUGAAAGCCAUUACUAAUGAGUUCUGAAUGUGCCAAUUAGGGAUUUGCACUUUUCAUUAUAGUGAAGAAACACAAAGGUACAUUGCCAGGCCUUUUACUAUAUAUACAGUCCCUUAUUCUGAUAGCAGGAAUUUAAGUGUAUCAGUCGACAGCAUGAGAUUUUUGGUGGAAAAUGGCUUUGACAUGAAUUUACUGUUUAAAGAAGGAAUUACCUGCUGCAGGAUGAAUGAGAUUGAUAUAGAAAAUUAUGAAGAUUGGGGAGGAAAGAGUAGGGAAAGCAAAAGGAUUAGCAAUGAACAUAGAGAAAUGAUGGAGGGGUAUACACAGCAGAUUAUUGGGUUUAUUAAUGGGAAUGAAAAAGAACUGAACUUAAAUAUGCCUAGUGAGUAUGUGAAAAAAAUGUUUUAUGGGCCAUUAGGGGUUGUAAAUAAUUUUAGGGGGGUAGAGUUUUCGACAAAUACAAAAAAUGCACAAAUUUGGAUUAAUGUAAAAAGGCAGAAAUCAAGGCAGGCGGUUUACUGCCCACCUGUAGUUGAGCAAGAAGAAGCAGACUCGAAAAAUGUGAAAAUCAUGAGCUUUUUAGGAGUCACCCAAGUUUUUGCUGCAAUUUUGCACAAGAAAGUCCCACUUAUCAUGCACAACCCUUAUUUUGAUAUCACUUAUCUCUAUAACCACUUCAUCGGCCCGCUGCCUGACACUUUUCUCCAGUUCAAGCGUGAUAUUUUUAAUUUAUUUCCAGUAAUUUACGAUACUAAAUACUUUAUCAGACAUUUUUUCAGUCGAGAAAAAUUUAUCAGCAAAACCAAACUGGAAAGCUUAUACCGUUACUGUUAUGAAAGAAAGCAGCUAAAAGACCUAGUCAAGGUAAAUUUUGAUGAUAGCUUUAUUGAUUAUUUAGGAGAAGGAAAAGAACAUGAAGCAGGCUACGAUGCUUAUAUGACAGGGGUAGUCUUUUUAUUUUACUCAAAAUACGCCGCAAAAAAUGCUGGUCGAGAAAUGUGGGAUAUCGUCAGAGAUGCCAAAAAUAAAAUUUGCCUGUUUCAGCAUAAAGCGACUUUUAUUGAUUUUGAGUAUUUAGAAGAGGAAGAUAUGGAUGUUUUUAUGGACAACGUACUUAAAUUGGCAAGCAGCAAUAAGGCAACAGCUGAACAAGUGGCUAAAGAAAUGGCAGCAUUUGGAGACGUGGAGGUCACUAUGGUGGCUAAUCAAGAGUAUUUCGUAAGUUUUGACCAUAUAAAUGAUGGUUUUUCUCUUGAUUCAAUUAUAGACACUUUAAACCAGACUUCUCAUUACAAAGCAGGCAAUUUUUGUAUGAGAAACCAAAUUAAGCCUAACUAA
Blepharisma stoltei is the source of this 1500-nucleotide messenger RNA. The record is from the annotation of a GenBank genome assembly. NCBI's taxonomy places the organism in Eukaryota, Ciliophora, Heterotrichea, Heterotrichida, Blepharismidae.